AUAACCAGAAGUCUCCCUUCAUGAGCGAUCUUCCUUCCCAUUUCAUUUGCCUUAAAAAAAAAAAAAGAGAGAGAGAGAGAGAGAAAAGAAAGAAAGAGAAAAUGCUAAUAAUAGUACUAUAAAAUGGUAGAACGCAAGCAGCUGCCUAGUAAGAUAAGGAAACAAAAAAAAAUACUCCAAGCUCAUAUUUAGUGAGCAAGAUAUGGACACUUUGGUUCUUAGGCUCUUUGCGACGUCCUUACUGGUUCUGACCGCUUGUCUGGUGGCUUUUGAUUCACAAACUAAGCUUCUCUUCUACUCCAUAGUCAGAAAGGCCUCCUUCAGGGACCUCAAUGCUUUGUCUAUUCUGGUGUGGGUCGACUCGGCUGCUGCUGCCUAUAAUGUGCUCCACAUAUUAAGAAGUCGUCUCUUUCCCCAAAUGGACAAAAAUCUGGCUUGGUUUGGUUAUUUAUUGGACCAGGCAGUGGCAUACCUUGUAUUUGCAGCAAACUCAGCAGCUCUUCAGGGCUGUGUUUUUGCAGUAAGCGGCCAGAGUAAUUUUGGGUGGAUGAAGGUAUGCGACAGAUACACGAGGUUCUGCAUCCAAAUUGGUGGAGCUUUAAUGUGUGGUUAUGCUGCAUGCCUUGUAAUGGCUGUCAUUUCAUCGCUCUCUGCAUACGGUCUUUUUAGAUUGUAUUCUCCAAAACACUUCCUACAAUUGAAGCACCAGUAAGUCAUAUGCUUUGGUAUCUGUUUGCUUAUGCUGAUUAAAGACAAUAAUCUAAGCUACAUUAUAAUGUUAUGGGGUCAAUCAACAAGCCGCCGAUUAAUUUGGCAUUGUGUGUGUUGAUGGCUCUUUUUCUGUUUUCUCUUCUACUUCUUCCGAGUUUACUUCAUUAGCAUUUUUUUUUAUAGUACCA
Molecule: messenger RNA, 899 nt
Organism: Coffea arabica (coffee)
Lineage: Eukaryota; Viridiplantae; Streptophyta; Magnoliopsida; Gentianales; Rubiaceae
Product: CASP-like protein 2C1
Source: RefSeq, a predicted model, not a curated record